AUGGGCGGAUUGAAAUUAUUGAUCCGGGCGAUGAGUGACAUGAACUACGAAGUGCACUAUGGGAUCCUACAAGCUGGUCACUACGGCACUCCUCCAACCCGCGUGCGAUUUUGUAUGGUCAUGGCAAAGUACGGUCGACCCCUUCCUCAGCUCCCUCAACCUACACAUGCCUCCCUGGUGGACACUGGCUAUGGCUUUGCCCGUACUUUCGAAGACGCGCUGCUUGUGAAUGGAGAUCCAGACAUGUUGUCGCCACCUUCAUCCAAGCUCCCACUACCUACCAAGGGCGAACCUUGGUGCGACGCUCUCCUUGCGAUGUCUGAAGAUACCUUCCGGGCCCUGAAUGAUAUGGGCGGCGAUACCAAUGUGGAAGUCGACGCGUGGGUGGUGAAGGGCGAGGCAAUGCUGAUUUGUGAAGAGUGGGAAGACGCAGUGCGGCUGGGUCCCAUUGGCCCCGUAGGGGCGCAAUGA
Molecule: messenger RNA, 471 nt
Organism: Suillus bovinus
Lineage: Eukaryota; Fungi; Basidiomycota; Agaricomycetes; Boletales; Suillaceae
Exons: 4
Coding region: 1-471 (156 amino acids)
Molecular function (GO): methyltransferase activity
Source: RefSeq, a predicted model, not a curated record